GGAACAUACCCCGAGGCGGAAGGGGCGCGAGGAGACUGCCAGGGGCGCCGGAAGGGGCGCGCGGGGCCGUUGGCCUCGGCCGGAUCGGCGGCAGUUGGCGAGCUGUGGCCUGCUAGGCGAGGUCAAAUGUCUGGCUGAGCAGUGGCCACAAUGACAGAAGACUCACCCACCCCCUUGGGUGGCGGCCGCACGUCACCCAAAAAGCCAGGCAGCCCCGGUCAAGCAGCGGCAAUGCUGGAGGAGCAGAGGCGGGAGCUGGAGAAGCUUCGGGCCGAGCUGGAGGAGGAGCGCGCGCGCGGGCGGGCAGAGCGGCAGCACUUCACGACCCAGGCGCGCCGGCUGCGGGAGGCAGCCGAGCGAGAGCGGCAGCAGCUGGCGGACCACCUGCACUCCAAAUGGGAGGCACAGCGCUUCCGGGAGCUGCGGCAGCUGCAGGCGGAGGUGCAGCGGGAGCGCGAAGCCGAGAUCCGGCAGCUGCUGCGCUGGAAAGAGGCAGAGUUGCGGCAGCUACAGCAGCUGCUAGGCCGCGAGCGCGACGGUGUGGUGCGCCAGGCCCGUGAGCUGCAGCGCCAGCUGGCCCAGGAGCUGGUGAACCGUGGCUACUGCAGCCGCCCCGGGGCUCCCGAGAUUCCUGCCGAGCAGUGCCGCUGUCGCUUGCAGGAAGUGCUGCGGCAGCUCCGCUGGGAGACCGACGGCCAGCAAGCUGCGCGCAUCCGCCACCUGCAGGCGGCGCUUGAUAUGGAGCGCCAGCUGUUCCUCAAGUACAUCCUGGAGCACUUCCGCUGGCAGCCGGCUUUACCUGGGUCCCCAGACUCCCAGGCAGAGAAUUCCUCGAGGGCCGCACUUCCCGAAACCGCCAGCAGUGCUCGCCACACCCCAAAGCCCGCUUUUCGACUGGCUUCCCGGGAUGAGCUGGGAGCCAGGAUCCGAGUUCGCGCCCGCUCUUUGGAGAGGUUGCCCGAGGCGCUCUCCGGCUCCCCCGACCGCCAGCACCCAGCGCGGGCCAGCUCCCUUGAUUCCUUGACCGCGGCGCAUUCCCGCUCGCUCGACAGUAUGCGGAGUUGCCCGCGGGCCUUUAUUGAGUCAAAGGCGCCAACCUCCUCGACAAAAGUCUUUGUCGCAGGCUCCCCAAACGUCUCACCGCCUAGGGCACACAGAAAACCUAAAGAUCUGGGCAAAGAAGGUUCUGGAAAUCAGCCCCCAGAAAGUCUGAUGCCCUCUCCGCCGGGCCCCGACUACUGUGCACUGGUGAAGCGUAACUCGGAGCUGAGUGAAGCAUUGCAGAGGCUGACACAUCGCUGCUCCGAACUGCGCGAGGAGAACCUGCAGCUGCGGCGCAGUGGUGGCCCCAGUCAGGACGAAAAGGUGAAGCGGCUCAAAAUGAAGCACGCGGAGCUAGCAGGACUCGCGCGGCGCCUAGAGGACCGUGCCCGCAAGCUUCAGGAGACCAAUCUUCGAGCGCUGAGCGCACCUGUGCUAGGGGAGAACCGUCCUGACCUGCAGUUGUACCAGGCCUUUGCCCGCCAGCGUGCCAGAGACCUGUCGGAUCAGGCCAGCGCGCUGCUAGCCAAGGACAAGCAGAUCGAAGAGCUGAGGCAGGAAUGCCACCUCCUGCAGGCGCGCGUUGCCACCGGCCUUGAUAGCACUUUGAAUCCUGCAGGGGGAGUCCCUCGCUCGCAGUGGCUCAACGUCAGUGACUUGGACCGGCUGCAGCGUGAGUCCCAGCAGGAAGUUCUGCGCCUGCAGAGGCAGUUAACGCUGCAGCAAGGCAAGGGCUGCGCAAGGGCCGAAACGAGCAACCAGAGCGCAACCAGCAAGGAGUCUCGACACCAGGUGCGGGCAUUGGCGUUUGAACUGGAUGCACUGCGGCGCGAAUGUGAGGCGUUGGGCGCGCAGUCUGCAGCGGCACAGCGGCGCAGCGAGGAGGUAGAAGCACAGCUGCAGGCAGCACUUCGCAAGGGCGCCUGGCUGGCGGAGGAAAACGCGCGGCUGCAGACCCAGGCCCACUGGGUACGAAGGGUGGUGGCAGAGAACAGCGACGUGCGCGGGCAGCUGGGCCGCGCGUGCCAGGAGCGCGACGCCGCCGGCCUUCUGGCAGAGCAGCUGCUGCAACAGGCGGCGCUCGAGCAGAAUAGGCAGCAACAGCUGCAGCACGACCUGGAGAAGGCCCUGAGCGACCUCCAGGCUGCUCGAAAGGAGGUGCAAGCAUUGCAAGAUCCGCCUGGCCAUCCUCCCCAGCAGCCACAGGAGGCCACCCAAGCGACAGGUAGAGGAAAGCACAAGUUCAAACCACAGACUAAAGAUUAUGCAACCUCACAACCUAGCAAAGAACAGCCUCCUGUUUGUCCUACCAUGCAGGAGACUCCAGUUUCCCUUGGGGAACCAGCCAGUUCACACUUUGUGCCAGAGAGCAUCCCUGCUAACCAGCCUCUGGACUCCAGGCAUCAAGCUAGCUCCCAGUCUACCUCCUCCUCUGAAGUGGAGUCUGUGUGGGCCACUGUGCCAUCGUGCCUUACUCUAGAAAUGGACACAACCAGUGAGGUGGAUGAUUUGGAGCAAGACAGUGUGUCUCCCCCACUGGAAGUAAGGGAUCCUGAGGCACCCUCCACCUCUAAGCUCAAGAUCUUCCAGGCUAAAUAUGACUACAACCCAUUUGAGGGACCCAAUGAGCAUCCUGAGCAUGAGCUACCUCUCACAGCUGGGGAAUAUGUGUAUGUCUUUGGGGACUUGGAUGAGGAUGGUUUCUAUGAAGGGGAGCUUGAGGAUGGCCGGCAAGGGCUGGUGCCCUCCAACUUGGUAGAACAGAUUCCAGAUAGUCCCAACCUAAGCAACCUGUCUCCCAAGUCAUCUGAGUCCCCAAAUCACUUAGGCCCCAAAAUACUACCUGUUGGGCAGACCAAAGCCUCAAAGGAAGCCAGUUUAUUACUUAGGGAGACCCAAGGAUCAGUGGAUAGAGCAACAUGCCAGAUGGGAGGGAAGGGUUCCAAGACAGAAAAGGCAACUGAGAUCUUAGAGAUCAAGAGAAAAGUCUGCUGGCUGGACUCAUCACAGAGUAUGCAAGAGCAGAGCUUCUCCAUACCCUCUCCGAGGACCAAAGGAUUGCCCUGUGUGUGGCCUAUGCAACUACAACUGCAGAAUGUCACAGCCACGUCAGCUGAAAUUACCUGGGUGUAUGGCAGUAGCAAACACCUCCAUGUGGUGUACCUUGAUGACCAGGAAUAUGCUCUGAUCCCCUCAGGUGUGAGCUGCUAUACCUUUGAAGACCUACGUCCUGGCACACAAUACAAGGCUCGAGUGGAGGUGGAGCUACCUUGGGACUUGCAGCAGAUUCCCUGGGAAAUGAAAUCUUCUACCAUCACCUUCAGCACACCCUUAGCAGGACCCCCAGAUCCUCCACUGGAUGUACUAGUGGAGCACCACACCUCACCAGGCUUCCUAGUGGUCAGCUGGAUUCCUGUGACUAUUGACUCAGCUGGGUCCUCCAAUGGAGUGCAAGUCACUGGCUAUGCUGUGUAUGCAGAUGGACUCAAGAUUGCAGAGAUUCCUGAUGCCACUGCUGGGAGCACUCUGUUGGAAUUUUCCCAGCUGCAGGUACCCCUCACAUGCCAGAAGGUCUCAGUGAGAACCAUGUCACUGUGUGGUGAGUCUCUGGAUUCAGUGCCAGCUCAGAUCCCUGAGGACUGCUUCACUUAUCACUUAUUACCAGAGACUCUUUCCUUUAAUGACACCUGUGGUGACCCAUCUACCUUCCAAGUCACCUUCCCCAUCUGCCAUCAGAAGAUGGCGCUGGCUUCUUUGAGUACCAAGGCAGGCUCUCACAUUCCUGGAAGCUGUGGGGAACCUCAGACCAAGUUUCCAGAAGUACUGCCUGAAGAACCACUGAGGAAGCAGUCCCUGUCGUCCAACCUGAGCUCAGAAGAGGUUGGCAAGCAAGCCCAAGGGUUCACAGGAAUCCAGAAGGGCUGCAGAAAUGACCUAUCCUUUCAGAAGAGUCCUCAGAACCACAGGCCACUUCAUCCCAGUGGCCAGUCUGUGAUGAAAGAAAACCACUAUGGGCACAUGAGUACCAGCAGAGGCUCAUCUCCAGGAUUCAUCCAUGUGUCCCCUAAGUGUGGGCCCAGGAAAGAUCUGUGUCAGGAGAAGACUGCCCUUGAGAAGGUCCUUAGACAAAAGCAAGGUACCCAAGUGUUGACACCUUCCCAGCAGAGCACCAGCCAGAAGUAUGCAGCUGAGUCCUGUAACAUAUUGGAGGAGAUGUGGAGAGAUGUGGAUAAUUGGUGCACAGAGAAGCUAGAACACAGAGAGAAGUGCAGGCCCCAGAAUAGGCGACAGCAGGCUCUGAGGGACAAGAAAGAGUGGAAACUCUGUGAGCCCUCUACAGCGCAAUGUCCAGCUCAAUCCAGUAAAGUCAUUGAAAUGUCUUGUGGUGUCCCCUCACAUUUGGGGCCAGAGGCCAACACACUAGCCAGGACAUUUGUGGCCCUCUUUGAUUAUGAUCCUCUAGCAAUGUCUGCCAACCCCAAGGCUGCAGAGAAGGAGCUAGCCUUCCAGAAAGGGCAAUUGCUGAGAGUAUGGGGCUCUCAGGACCCCCAUGGCUUCUACCAUGGCGAGUGCAAUAAUCAAGUGGGUAACAUCCCUGGGCACCUGGUGGCUGAGGUGGAGGUGGGCACAGAACAACCUGAAAGAAGGUGGCAUUUGCCAGCACAAGGACACCUGUCUUCUGUAGCCCACCUUGAGAACUUUGAGGGGCCCACCAGCCCCCAUGGUUCUUUCCUCAAGCCCCAAGAGAACUCCAGGAAAUCCACACUGUGGACCCCAAAGACCAUGAUGGUGGCUCUGGACUAUGAUCCCAGGGAUAGGAAAGUAGGGGGCCGGGCAAAGGGCAAACUAGCUCUGAGGGCUGGGGAUAUGGUCACAGUCUAUGGGCCUGUGGAUGAUAAGGGAUUCUAUUAUGGUGAGUCGGGUGGCCAUAGAGGCCUGAUUCCAGCCCACCUACUGGAUGACUUAUCUGUCCACAGAGAGUGAGCAAGGCUUGCUGCAGGAGUGGUAGCCUCUGGCUGCCCACACCCUCAGAAGGAGAAGCAAGCACGUACACCCUCAUACAGCAUCCCUCCUGGCCACCUCCUUAAGCAACAUUUGCUUCAGGCACCACUGUGUUCAGCUGAUGGCAUGCCAGGUGUGUUCCUAUCCCCUGAGAGCAGCAGGAUUUAAAUCUGAGUUGAAUUGUUUCCAAAAGAAAACAAAUCAGGCCAAUGUCUAAGAGUUUCAGAGUCAUGGAUAACUAUGAUACUUAUUUGGAGUGCCUUUUUCUGGGGUGGAUAUGUGUUUUCUUGAACAGGUUAACAUUCUUUAUGCAUUGCCUUGUAUGAAAAUUUCAAGAAAAGUCUGCAUUUAAAAAAACAAUCAAAAAAAUCAGAAUGCUAUUUUUCUAUUUUAUGUUCAACCCUUCAUUAAAAUGUUCAUAAAAAAUAUUUUAGAAGUCAAAGUACAGCUAAGGGAAAUAUGAGUUCACCUCUUCUUCCCUCCCCCUCCUGCCCAAUGGAGCCUGAGAGGUUAUAGAAAUGUUUUCCUUAAAAAAAAAAAAAAUGUUUUCCUGAGGGGCUGGGGGUAUAGCUCAGCA
Cavia porcellus (domestic guinea pig) is the source of this 5620-nucleotide messenger RNA. RefSeq names its product RIMS binding protein 3C (gene Rimbp3c). Gene Ontology annotation, biological process: spermatid development; fertilization. Gene Ontology annotation, molecular function: benzodiazepine receptor binding. The coding region runs from base 151 to 5025 and encodes 1624 amino acids. Gene Ontology annotation, cellular component: manchette; nucleus. NCBI's taxonomy places the organism in Eukaryota, Metazoa, Chordata, Mammalia, Rodentia, Caviidae. The record is from RefSeq and is a predicted model, not a curated record. The transcript has a single exon.